AUGCAAAGAAAACGGAGAAAUGAAAAUCGUAAUAAAGUUGAUUGGACCGUGAAUUUUGCGUUUAUUCAAAACUUGAAUGGACUUCCGACAUGUCUUAUUAGUAAGGAGAAAUUCACGCAUAACAAGAAGUCAAAUUUAGAGAGACACUUUACAAGAAAGUACGCAUCAUUUAGCACUAAAUAUCCUACCGGUGAUGCUAGGAAGAAAGCAGUUGAGGAACUUCAGAAGAGUCAAGAGGCGUAA
Molecule: messenger RNA, 243 nt
Organism: Parnassius mnemosyne (clouded apollo)
Lineage: Eukaryota; Metazoa; Arthropoda; Insecta; Lepidoptera; Papilionidae
Source: the annotation of a GenBank genome assembly